AUGCUUGUCCGCGUGCGCUCCAAGAACGGCACGUGGCGCGUGGGGGACCUAACGCCGUCGUCCACUAUCGCAGACAUCAAGCGCUGGAUCUUCGAGCAGCACUCGAUCGCCCCGGCGCAGCAGCAGCUGGCGCUGGACCAGCAGGGCGCGCAAACAACCUCCGAUACACAGACUCUGCGAGAGCUGCGCGUGGGCCAUGGCGACAUGCUGUUCCUGGACUACGACGGUGAGACGUUAGGCACGGGCGGCGUGGUCGGCACCAAGAUCAAUGCGGACGGCACGCUCACGCGCGUGGCGUACCACGACCGCGCCGACAAGCAGGCGUUCCGACCGGGCAUGAAGUCUCUGCGGGACAUGAAGAUGUACUGGACGCUGGGCGAGUUCAUGCGCAUGGACGCCCAGUUCGAAUUCAAGGUCAGCGCGCAGAAGGGGCCGCAGGUGGCCAAGGUGCAUCUGGACGGCGCGAGCUGCAACGACUUCCAGGCGUAUCUGCGCCAGUUCGCCUUCCAGCAGUCGCGCUGUGGCUGGCUCUACGGCUCUGUGGAUGCGGAGACCAAGGAGGUGACGGUGGACUUUAUCUACGAGCCGCCGCAGGAGGGCAACCCCUACGGCUUCGAAGUGCUGGACGACCCAAAUGCCGACAAGGUGGACGCCGUGGCGGAGGCACUCGGCUACGAGAAGGUGGGCUGGGUGUUCUCGCACCCUCCACGCGAGGACGACGACUUUCACUUCUCAGCGCGCGAGGUGCUGCUGGCGGCGCAGCUGCAGGCCGACGCAGGCGGCAAGGGCUCGCUGUUCCUCACGCUGAAGGUGACGCUGGACAAGGAAGGCCAGGCUUCGUUCGAGGCCUUCCAGGUCAGCGACCAGUGCGUGGAGAUGUUCGCGGCGGGCGCGCUAGCGGAGAACGAGCAGAACCCCCAGGCUUGCGCCGUGAGCGACACGUUCACGGCGCUCGUGGAGGCCAAGCCCGCGACCGAGGUCGACAACAACUUCUUCCUGUGCGUGGUACCGGUGGUACCGCAUGAGUCGCCGCUGCGCAGCGAGUUCCCCAAGCUGAACCGCGAGGGGUCGUACCGCAGUCGCGCGGCGCUCAAGGCCCAUCUACAGAAGUACCGCGACGAGCCGUACGCGAAGCGCAUCAGCGACUUCCAGCUGCUGGUCUUCCUGUCAGACUUCCUGGACCUGCGGACGGACAUCCCGGCCAUCUGCCAGGCCGUGCGCGACCCGAACAUCCCGCUGGACUCGGGCUACCCGAUUCUGAUCGACUCGGUCGCCGGCAGUCAGUGAGCCGAGCCGAGCGGCGGCGAUGGAUAGGCGAGCCGCAGUGAGGCAGCAGCGGGCACUAGCGAAAUUGUAAGAGACUCCUAAUCAAAACGGAAAGAUGAGCGAUCGUGUCACCGCAGGCAACAGACAGCACCAGCGUUUGCUUGAAGCAGUUGGCCGCGCAUAUAAUUUGCCAUCGCCCCGCUCCAUACCGCUGGUGGGGUCCAUGGGUUCGGAGACCGUCGAGGCGCGUCAUUGUCAAGUUGUGUUCCGAAUUUCUGCGCAUUGGUGGAAAAGAUGCGUGCAAAUGCUGCGAUUGGUUCGUGAUUCGCCGCGGUGAAUGGCAGCCAGCGGUGUGUUCUCAUUCGGGCAUUUGCCGUCGACGACGCACGCGACUGCUCUAUCUUUCUUUGUUCUGCAACGCACCGCAAUGGUGAACGCCAGCAUCUUCGAGGUGGUCGUGAUGUGCGCGGCGCUGGUGGCGGCCAUGGCGGCCACGUGCGCGCGCUCGGAGCAGCGCAAGCGCCAGAAGUUCGCGCUGCAGCAGCCGCUCGUGACCACCAAGAGCGAGCUGGAGCUGGUCAAGGACAUCGUGUACAUCAACAACUCGACGCAGCCCGGCGGCAGCUUCCGGCUCGAGCGUUCCAGUCACCUGCUGAACGA
Molecule: messenger RNA, 1926 nt
Organism: Phytophthora sojae
Lineage: Eukaryota; Oomycota; Peronosporomycetes; Peronosporales; Peronosporaceae
Exons: 1
Coding region: 1-1287 (428 amino acids)
Biological process (GO): ubiquitin-dependent protein catabolic process
Cellular component (GO): nucleus
Molecular function (GO): ubiquitin protein ligase binding; ubiquitin binding
Source: RefSeq, a predicted model, not a curated record